CACCUUUUUAUUUCAACCCCCGAUGGCACAGAUUUACUUCCAUAAUCCUCUAGAUGAUCUUUUGUGCUGUAUCGCUUGGCAAUGCAUCUCCUUGAAACCUUUGUCAGAGGGAUGUGGACGUGUCCAAUGUAACCGCUUAUUACUACUCCCACACCCAGUAAACCUGCUUUAAUACCUGAAAGUCCAUGACAAUGUCUAACGGUGUGUAUUGAAACUGCAGGGUAAAUAUUCCAGAGUGUCAGGCAGUAUUGUUACCUAAGUGGGGUGAACCAUUUAAUCGCGCUACAGGUGUGUGCGUCCCCGCUUGGUCCAAAGAACCCACAGGGGGCUGCUCCGUGGGAACUGUGUCAGCGAGAGCAGCUCAGAGAGACCAAAUGUGACGAGGGCACAGCGUCGAAACCGGAAAAGGAGCCGUUCCCAUUAGCCUGUGUCAGUAUUUAGCGUGAAGCACCCCCGUCCUGUCCAGUGUGCGCCGGUGUCGUAGCGACCUAGCGCUGUCGUUAGUUGUGACCGCACCAGCAGCCGGUUAGCUCCUGCUAAAUUACCUUAGCAUCUAGCCUAGAUUAUCUGUCUUCAGCCUGCUUAGCCGGGUAGAGCAUCCGAAAUGAGGCUAAAAGUUGGAUUCAUUGUACGGAGUUUGCUCUUCAUUGGGACCUUUCUUGGGUUGUUGGUGUUCUGGUCUUCUCUGUCGCCGAAAAACAACGAUGAAAAUCCAUUUGGAAAACGGGAUAAUGGUGGGCUGCCCAAAGGAGACCUACCUGAUCAGUUUAAGCCUGUGGUGCCCUGGCCUCAUGUGGAAGGGGUGGAGGUGGACCUCAACUCCAUCAGACUAAAACAUGGGAGGGUCAACGAUCGCUAUCAUCCUGACCAACAGCAGAACCAAAAACAGGUGAUCCAGCAGCAAUAUGUGACAUUCAAGCCCCACUCACAAGGCCACACCAGCCCUGUCCUGAAGAAAGGUAUCCUGGGAAACUUUGAGCCCAAGGAACCCGAGCCUCCGGGGGUCCCCGGCGGUCCUGGAGAGGGAGCCAAGCCUUUUGUCCUGGGUCCAGAGUACAAAGAUGCCGUCCAGAGUUCAAUCAAAGAGUUUGGCUUCAACAUGGUUGCUAGUGACAUGAUCUCACUGGACAGAACCAUUAAUGAUAUACGCCAUGAAGAGUGUAAGUACUGGCACUAUGAUGAAAGACUGAUGACCUCCAGUGUGGUGAUAGUCUUCCACAAUGAAGGCUGGUCUACGCUGAUGAGAACAGUCCACAGUGUCAUCAAGAGGACUCCCAGGAGAUACCUGGCUGAGAUAGUCAUGAUAGAUGACUUCAGCAACAAAGAGCAUUUGAAGGAGCGCUUGGAGGAGUACAUCAAACAAUGGAAUGGUCUUGUCCAGCUCUUCAGAAAUGAGAAGAGAGAAGGACUGAUCCAGGCCAGGAGUAUUGGAGCGAACAAGGCCACUAAAGGACAGGUGCUGAUCUACCUGGAUGCUCAUUGCGAGGUUGGAAUCAACUGGUAUGCUCCACUUGUUGCUCCAAUUUCAAAAGACAGGACUGUGUGUACAGUGCCACUAAUAGACUAUAUAGAUGGUAAUGAGUACAGUAUGGAGCCUCAGCAAGGUGGAGACGAGGACGGCCUGGCUAGAGGAGCAUGGGAUUGGAGCCUGCUCUGGAAGAGAGUACCGCUUAGCCAGAGAGAGAAGGCCCAGAGAAAACAUACCACCCAGCCCUACCGAACGGUGUGUACCGUGCCUCUGAUCGACUCAGUCCACGGCCAGAGGUUCACCAUCGAGCCCCAGGGUGGAGGAGACGAGGACGGCUUCGCUAGAGGAGCAUGGGAUUGGAGCAUGCUCUGGAAGAGAGUUCCCCUGGGAGAAGCAGAAAAAAAACUCAGAAAAUCUAAGACUGAGCCAUAUAGGUCUCCAGCAAUGGCGGGUGGUCUCUUUGCUAUUGAGAGAGACUUCUUCUUUGAGCUCGGUCUGUAUGACCCAGGACUGCAGAUAUGGGGAGGAGAGAAUUUUGAAAUAUCAUACAAGAUCUGGCAGUGUGGUGGCCAGCUGCUCUUUGUACCCUGCUCUCGUAUUGGACAUAUCUACAGACUUCAGGGAUGGCAAGGCAACCCUCCACCGGCACAUGUUGGAUCAUCACCCACUCUAAAGAACUAUGUUCGUGUGGUGGAGACCUGGUGGGAUGAAUAUAAGGACUAUUUCUACGCCAGCCGUCCUGAAACUCUCACUCUGGCGUACGGAGACAUCAGUGAACUUAAACGCUUCAGGGAGGAACAUCGAUGCAAGAGCUUCAAGUGGUUCAUGGAGGAAAUAGCAUAUGACAUUCCACUGCACUACCCAUUACCUCCUAAAAAUGUAGAAUGGGGGGAGAUUCGAGGCUUUGAGACAAGUUACUGUAUUGACAGUAUGGGACACACCAAUGGGGGGAAUGUGGAAAUAGGACCAUGCCACAGGAUGGGGGGCAACCAGUUGUUCCGCAUCAAUGAAGCAGACCAGUUGAUGCAGUAUGACCAGUGCCUAACGAGAGGAGGGGAUAACUCUGCUGUUAUCAUCACACACUGUGACCAGAAGCAGCACAAUGAGUGGAAGUACUUCAAGGACCUCCAUCGGUUCACUCAUGUAACAACAGGGAAAUGUCUGGAUCGCUCCGACCUGCUGCACAAAGUCUUCACAUCAGACUGUGACACCAGUAAAACCACGCAGAAAUGGGAGAUGAACAACAUAGUAGCUGUCUGAUAGUCAACAUCCCGCACAAAGAAAACCACCUGCAGCAUGGCGGGAAAUCUGGUGACCGUACAAUACACACACACACACACCAAGAAAUACAACCAUAGGUUUACACUUAUAUCACACGAUACUGUCCUUUCAAAGAAACUAUGUUUUUGAUUCUUACCACUCGGUGUCACCUCCAACAUUAACUGAUACUGAGUAUUGACUAUGCAACAGCUUGAAUCCCAAACUGUUGGUUGGUACCAUUGGCCAACAUGGUCAUGCAUUAUACAGACACAUGGACACUCCAGGUGGCAGCAGAAGGGCUGGUUGCUUUGGAGUCUGAGGCUCUGGGUCCUCACAAUGACUUGUUGGACUAAAACUGAACUGAAAACCGUUUGGGCUGUGUCUCCUUCCUUCAAAGCGUUUCUGUUUACCCUGUUUAUCUCUUAUCUGCUCUUUUGGGCUCUCUGGUCUUUUAAAAAGACACUCCAUUAAUUUAUGAAAUCAAUAAUCAAUUCCGACUUUGGAACCAUCAUGUAGUUAUUCAACUUUUUAAUCAAACUGAUCAGUUCACCAACUGAAGAGUCCUUUUUAUUGGUGGAGGAUGUGUUUACACUGGCUGGCAUAAUGUUUGCUUUGGUCUGCAAGUCAGGUUAAGAUUGCUUUUAGGCUUUAAAGGCACUUUAAAUAUGGUUGUUCUAUCAAGGUCGAUGGUAAAUGUAGUGUAUUGAAGCUAUACGUUCUUCAGUGAAUGCCGUAUUGAUCAAGAAUCCUUCCCUCCCCCUGCUGGUCUCGGUUAUCACUUCCAUUUUAUCUUCAGAAUGCCGAGGUUCUCCUCUGUAAACCUCUCGUGCAUAGUAGUGUACACAGAUUCUUGCUUGGUGUCUGCGACAACAUCCAACCCACUGAAUAAUUCAGUUUCAGCUUAUCCUUGCAUCUUUUUGGCAAAAUAUGCAGUUUUAAAAUUAAAAAAGGUCAUCCACAUGAUUGGUGCAGAUCCAAAGACUUUUUAUUUGGGGGGAGGGGCGGGGGGGGGGGGGGUAGUGUCAACUAGCCCUCCAGAGUUAAUGAGAUUGCAGAGACAAGGAAAAAAAGUGAUGUUGUGAUCUUCGCAAUAAAACGUUUUUGAUGUGACGUGAGGAGCCAGACUCUCGUUGUCACUUUUUUCACCCCUGUGGGUUUUCAGGUAUGCAGCUAUGUCAUCCCCACUUUUGGGACAGAGAAUGACUCAUGUGUACAGAUUGUAAAGCCAGAACAGAUUUUGCAGCUGUGAAUAGAACAUUCAGUUCAGAACUGUCAGUAUAGCAGAAUAGGAAUAUAUGGCUUAGGAAUCUACAAUAUUUACCAUGCGGUUUCCGCAUUGUGAGGUCCGCUCCUGUUGUUCAUUGCCUGAAUAUGCUUUCAAAUGCACAAUAGCAUGACCACAAAUAACUGUUAUUUUCUAUUCCAUUGGUUCUUCUUUAGUUCUAUUAUUAUCUCUAUCUGCUCAAAUUUAGUUUUACCAACUUCCACAGACACAAAAAUACUGUCGAGAAACUUGGAAAUAUCAAGGAGAGCAUAUUUUUACUGCCUGAGGACUUAUGAACUGCCUGCCUUACUGACUGUAUUAAUGAGUAAUUACAGUAGCUGACUGACUGUGAGAAACUCACGGUUGGAAAUUAAAAAAGUAUAUACCGGGUUGUUGGGUGGGGAACGCUACCAGUGCAAAAUGCAUUUAUGUUAGGGAAAACAACAAAUAAAGAAGAUUUGAUGGGAUUUUUUUUUGUUUUGCAAGGGAAAGCGGGUUUGUUGAGUGGAUGAAAAUGUAUGCAAUGUUUUGUACAAUGUAAAUAAAUUCCUUUGUAAAGAUGAUCAUAAUUUCUAAGGGCCUUGAAUGACGUUGUAAAUAUCUAACUUAUAGCAGAAAUGUAAUAUGUGAACUAUGGAUGAUUAAGCAAAUAAAAUACCUGAUUUUUA
This is a messenger RNA of Pungitius pungitius (ninespine stickleback), 4660 nucleotides long. It is a transcript of the gene galnt7, whose product is annotated as UDP-N-acetyl-alpha-D-galactosamine: polypeptide N-acetylgalactosaminyltransferase 7. Gene Ontology annotation, molecular function: polypeptide N-acetylgalactosaminyltransferase activity. Lineage: Eukaryota; Metazoa; Chordata; Actinopteri; Perciformes; Gasterosteidae. Gene Ontology annotation, cellular component: Golgi apparatus. Gene Ontology annotation, biological process: protein O-linked glycosylation. Bases 605 to 2728 code for a protein of 707 amino acids. The transcript has 16 exons. The record is from RefSeq and is a predicted model, not a curated record.